Molecule: messenger RNA, 2080 nt
Organism: Nicrophorus vespilloides
Lineage: Eukaryota; Metazoa; Arthropoda; Insecta; Coleoptera; Silphidae
Product: sodium/potassium-transporting ATPase subunit beta-2
Exons: 6
Coding region: 362-1306 (314 amino acids)
Biological process (GO): sodium ion export across plasma membrane; potassium ion import across plasma membrane; intracellular potassium ion homeostasis
Cellular component (GO): sodium:potassium-exchanging ATPase complex
Molecular function (GO): ATPase activator activity
Source: RefSeq, a predicted model, not a curated record
UUCCCUGUGUUCGUUUUGCGGUGGAAUCGCGCGCGCAAACGGGAAGAGCGAGGCUCGCAGGGAUACACAGGAAGAUCGAUAAUCGCGCGAACUUUGCGCAAGUGCCGGAAUCGCCACCCCCGGGGGUUGGAAGUGAAGAAGUUGCCGCUGCCUCCCUUUCCAUUCAGAGAGGGUUCGCGAGUGGGUCACACGCACACCUAAUAGUAACACACAAAACUGCCGCCGCCGUUGAGGAGAGCAGCAGAACCAGAAGACCGAAGAACAAGAGAGGACCAACCCUUUUUUGAGAGUCUUCGGCGGUGAAACCUCGAAGUUUCAAUACAUAAUUUCAAUCAGAAAUUAAGUAAAGAAACCAACCGAAAUGUCCGAGAAGAAGUCAGAAUAUUACACCAGGCCCCCGAAACUAGGCAAAUGGGAGAGCUUCAGCACUUUCCUGUGGAACUCUGAGACUUCCCAGUUUCUAGGCAGGACCGGCUCCAGUUGGGCUAAAAUCUUGUUGUUCUAUGCAAUUUUCUAUGCGGCACUGAUUGGUUUUUUUGCUGCUAUGUUAACCGUCUUUUAUCAAACUCUGGAUGCGAAGAAACCGAAAUGGUUACUGGACGAGUCGCUUAUUGGCAGCAAUCCUGGUCUGGGCUUCAGGCCAAUGCCACCAGACAGUAACGUCGAGAGCACAUUGAUCUGGUACAAAUCCAAUGACAAGGGAAACGUACUAUACUGGCAGGAGGAGCUGUCCAGAUUCCUCGAAUUAUACAACAAGGAUAAUAACCCUCAUCCAGGUAACAUCGAAGAUUGCCAGCAGGGUGUGAAACCCACCCCCGGUAAGGUGUGCGAUGUCAAGCUGGAUAAUAAGUGGCAACCUUGCUUGGCUAAGGAUGGAUACAACUACAACUCUAGUUCGGGCGGUCCUUGCAUAUUCCUCAAACUGAACAAGAUCUACGGUUGGCAUCCAGAAUUCUUCAAUAACACCAACCUGCCGAACAACAUGCCAAAUCACCUCCAAGAUAAGAUCAAAUCUCUUGAGGGAACGCCAGAAAACAAGAUGGUUUGGGUGACCUGCGAAGGCGAAAAUCCCGCUGACAUCGAAAACAUCGGCGCCAUUCAGUUCUUCCCCGCACCAGGAUUUGCCGGUCAAUAUUUCCCGUUCCAGAACCAAGACGGAUACAUUAGUCCAUUGGUUGCUGUCUACUUCGAGAAACCAGCCAGGGGAGUGCUCAUCAACAUAGAAUGUAAAGCCUGGGCCCUCAACAUCCAUCACGACCGUGUAGACAGAAGAGGAUCCGUCCACUUCGAGCUUAUGGUCGACUAAGGAGUUUCGGCCCAUCAUCCUGAGGCUUUAACAACUGCCAUCAAUAUACAACAACAAAAAUAAAUAAAUAAAUAAAAAUACCACCAAAGCUGAUAACCAGGAAUAAUAAGAAGUAGAAAAAAAAAGUAACAAUAAGCGGACUUAUAAGCAAACAGUUUCCCGUUUCCUUUUUCGGUUUUCAUUUAAUUAUUUAUUUAUUUUCGUAGGCGUGUAAUGACAAAAAAAAAACAAAAAAAACGAGAAAAUAUGUAUAUUAAAGAAAACAUUAAUACGAUAUUAUCGAUAAAAAUCCAAAAAAAAAAUCGCGUGACGGUCCUAGUUAGGUAGAUUAAAGACAACCAUGAAGAUGAAGUAAUAAAGUAAAGUUAGUCGAAACACAGAAUUUUAGCAGUUUGAAUUCUUUAAAUAAUAUUAAUAAUGAUAAUGAUAUUGAUAUAAUGAUGUAAAGAAAACAAAAAAAGUGUAAUAAGAUGAAUCUGCCACGUUUUAGAUGAAUUUUUAGGUGAAUCGUUUCCCCGGGAAAUAGUUAAUUAACGCAUGAGUAUGGAGAAGCAGAAUUAAAUAUCGCUUGAAUCCGGUGUAUAAAAAAAUAAUACAUAAUAAUAAUGCGAGACGAUUAAAUAGUGCUAAUAACUUUAUUCUUUAGUUUUCGUUACUCUCGGUUAUUUUUUGAGAUAAACAACUUGCAGCUCGAAGAGAAAAAUAACGCGCGCGCGUUCGAUUUUUAACAUGUUAGUGUAUUGUUUCACUCUUUUGUAAUAACAUUUGACAUGU